Messenger RNA from Telopea speciosissima, 2333 nucleotides. RefSeq names its product protein downstream neighbor of Son-like. Gene Ontology annotation, cellular component: nucleus. The transcript has 15 exons. The record is from RefSeq and is a predicted model, not a curated record. Lineage: Eukaryota; Viridiplantae; Streptophyta; Magnoliopsida; Proteales; Proteaceae. The coding region runs from base 203 to 2131 and encodes 642 amino acids. Gene Ontology annotation, biological process: nuclear DNA replication.
UCUGUACCAUUUCCCCGACCAUUCCUCUAAAGCACACUGUUUAGGGCAAAUUGGUGCAAGCACGAGGCGGUCUCAUAUCCGAAUCGAUAUUUGCUCAUCUGAUUAAGUUCUCUUUCUUAUUUGCUGUUCUGGUCGUUUUUCUUUUCCGAUUUUGAGGAAAAUAAUUGAGCAUCCAAGGAGAAUGCAGUUGUAGAUUACAAGUAUGGCGAAGGUUGCGGUUCCUGGUUCUUUGUCAUCUAAUUCCCUUUCUUUCGAAAGAGAUGCUUCAAAGCUUCAACCUGAUACCACAAUGAAAAGGAAGACACCCUUGGAAUUGAGAGGGGAGCAGUUAAAUCGAAGGAGUUGCACAGAACAUGUAGAUGAAUCUGCAGUUCCUUUGUUUGGUCAUGAAAGGAACAGUAAUAGGACAGUUUGUGGGCUCAGGAAAACAGAUUCAGCAAAGAUUCCAAGAUACAUUGAUACACGUGUUAAUGAAGUAUUUCCUGUCAGAAAAUCUAGUGACAGAUUUAGAGUACUUUAUGGAAAAGAAAAAGCUAAGGAUAAUUUUUCUAGUGAUAAGACUACCAGUUUGGAGAAGCCUGCUAUUACUUCAAAUUUGGCUUCCACUAGCCAACCACAACUUCCAUGCCCCAGCAGUUUGGAAGCUUCAGGUGUAUCUGCCAAGGAUAGCAUGACUCAAGCCCAUCAGACAACUGAAAUGUUUAAACAAAACACAUUUCGCACUGUUGCAGAAAUUUCUUCUGGCAAUGAAAGGUUAUCAGGCCUGGCCACUGUUGAUAUGGAUAAAGCAUUGAAAGGACUGCUUUCUCGUGAACCCUCUGCUGUUUCACAUCCAAAUGGUGAUUCUAAUGAAAAGUUUGGUGACAUUCCAUCUAUCCAUUCUGGGACUUUUGUUUCUGAAUUCCACAUUCCUGGUCCUAAGACUCCUCUUGAUUUUACAUUGAAAACUUCAAUGCGGUUGGUCUCCUCUUCCUCGGUCAAUUGGUGUCAUAGGUUAGCCGUGAGUAGUACUCCCAGCACUAUGAUCCAAUUCAUUUCCCAAGUACAUGGUUCUAGGGAUCAAAAUGUUUCUCACUUGUUAGGUUGUACUUCCACAUUCGAGGUCAUGUAUGCAAAAGCCUUAUCUUCAUGGGUUUAUCCUCAAUCUUCUCUACCACCUUCUGUUAUAUCAGCAUUGACCUUGGCUGCUGGUCAGGGAGAUACUGAUUUCUUAUUAAAAAGACAGCUUGCCUGGGAGGUGUCAUUUCAGAAUCUUUAUUACAUGCUUAGAAAGAACAUUUGUGACAUUUUCUAUGUUUGUACUUCACAGUUUGUUGUGAUGUUCAUUGGUGGCACAUGCUUGGGGAAGAAAAUGCGCUUGUGCAAUGCUUAUGUCUCCCAAUCAACAAGAGGCUUACGGUCGUUGCUGAGAGAGCAAGAUGUUUGUUUUACCAUGCCUCUGUGGCACUCUGAAAUGGACCAAGUGGAUGCUGAAGACCUAGUUGAGCUUUCUGAGAUUGAGAAACACAGCAAGGGCCAGAUACGUCGCCUGGUUUCCACGUCUGACGUGGAUAAUAGUCCUCAGUCUCUUUUGGCUUUCAGGGGAAAUGAGAAUGUACAUGGAUUAUAUGAUUUUCUUUUAAAUUAUAGGUAUACCGUAAGUUCUUUGACUGGAAUUGAUGUUCCGCUACUUUAUGGACCAGUGCCAUUCCAAAAUGCAUCACUUUGUGCUCCGGAGGUGAAAUGCCGGGAGAUGAAGAGAGCCGACACUGUUGCUUUCCCUGUUAGAGCUUCCCAUACCGAUGAUGGUGAAUCCAAUCAAGGCUCAUCAGUUGGGAUCAGCUAUAGUAUUGAAAUCAAAGAUACAUUCCUUCCCCCAUGGAUUAUCAGUGGAGUAUGUGCGGCAAUGGGUUCUGAAGGGAGAAACUUUCAGGCAAGCUUUACAACUGAACCUCUCACUAUUGGCUUAAAUGUUGCUCUUGAAUCUGUUUCCUGCAAAUCUGAUCCUCAAACAGAAGGUGAAGGCUUGCUGGAAUGCACCAAUGCCUUUGGUGUCCCAGAAGCAGUGGUUAAUCCUUGUUUGCACUCUGCCUCAUUACGUGGCCUCAAGUAUAGUGAUGGAUCUUACACUGCUUCUCUUUUACCUAUAUGACUUGUUCCCAGAGAGCAUGUGUCAGAGAUGUUAUAUUGAGCUGCUGUAUUGGGGUAAAUUUUGUUGCCUUCAAUUGCUAUUUCCUACAUAGGAUACUGUAAUGGUUAUUUAAAUAUUCUAAAUGUAAAAAUACAAGUUUGAGAUAAUAAAUUGGUCAUUAAACAAUUGAUUUCAUAUGAUAUUACCAAAGUCUGUUCUGUAA